AUGAAAGAGGCACUUCCUGUGGCUACAGUUCCAGUUCAGACGGGAAUCGGCCUGGAAUGGAUUCUAGACUUCGAAAACGAGUUUAAUGAUGGAUUGGAUCAUACCCCAAGAGUAAUCGAUGGAAAUCAGUUUCCAUCAUACAUAGGUUCAGCUCUCCACGGUCCGAAAGUAUUUCAUCAUCUGAUUUUUCCAAAUGAUGAGCACUUUGAAACAAUGCGAAAAAUGGCGGAACAUGUCUCAAAAAUAUUCAGAACACCGAUAGCAAGUUUUGGAAUACAUCAACAGAGCGAUCCAUCGACAAUGUCAAUUGUAAAAUGGUUCUGUACAUUACAAUCAUCAGUUGUGGAUGUUCAUAUCAACAAUGAGGUAUCAACUUCUGUCCCAACAUUGUUGUUUAUUCUGGAUAAUAUAAAAAUGACCGACCACUUUUGUUUGAAUUUGGAAGUGAGUACCCCAGAUUUUGAAUAUCACAAAGCAAUCGACAUUCCCACGCUGAUAUUAUCUCAUUCUCAUUGGAUAACACUGAAAUAUAUACUGAAUUCAAGAAGUCGAGUGCUCAUUUUGGAUGAAUCCAAUUUGACUCUUCACGAUAUCAAUACUCUGUUGAAAUGUUGGCUGAAAAGAUCUAAUCCACAACUUGAGUACAUUUCUAUUCGACGAUCAAUAAAGAAAAUAGAAGAGAACGCCUUUCGGAUAAUAACAAAGGAUCUUGAGGUUAGGGAACAUGUGGAGGAUGGAAAGAGACCAAUGCAAAUAGUGUUCCAUCGAAAGGUGACAUAUCCACUUUCCAAUGUGCUAUGUUAUGAUAUAGUAAGAGAUGAUGGAACCAUUGGAACAUUUCAUCAAACUUACUUUUCUCGUUCGGAUGACUCCAAUUCCGAUGAACAUAGUAAGCUUCACUAUUUCUAUUUGCAUGUCUGGAAUAAAAAUAUGUAA
Caenorhabditis remanei is the source of this 936-nucleotide messenger RNA. RefSeq lists its product as uncharacterized. Bases 1 to 936 code for a protein of 311 amino acids. Gene Ontology annotation, biological process: embryo development. The record is from RefSeq and is a predicted model, not a curated record. The transcript has 3 exons. NCBI's taxonomy places the organism in Eukaryota, Metazoa, Nematoda, Chromadorea, Rhabditida, Rhabditidae.